Penaeus indicus is the source of this 2677-nucleotide messenger RNA. Its product is annotated as gamma-butyrobetaine dioxygenase-like. The coding region runs from base 77 to 1483 and encodes 468 amino acids. The record is from RefSeq and is a predicted model, not a curated record. Gene Ontology annotation, biological process: carnitine biosynthetic process. Gene Ontology annotation, cellular component: mitochondrion. The transcript has 10 exons. NCBI's taxonomy places the organism in Eukaryota, Metazoa, Arthropoda, Malacostraca, Decapoda, Penaeidae. Gene Ontology annotation, molecular function: oxidoreductase activity.
UUUAGCCUCUGUUUGUUGCCGUGGUCGCUCGUGCCUGUUAUCAGCCGGAAAAGUUAGCUUCUAUCUUUAACUCCAGAUGUCAUCAUCUCCCCUAAGAGCCAUAACAAUGCAGGCCGGUUGGCACUCCCUCCUUCGGCGCGGCGGCGGAAUCAUGAGGGACAGUGCCAGUCUGAUGUGGACCUCAACGCGCGUUGGGACGACCCACGUGAGAGCCAGGCAAAUGGCACUCUCCGCCGCGCCUGCUCUGUGCGGCAACGUGCUCAAACGUCAUAUUCAUGCGUCGCCGUCCGUGACCCCUGACCUGAAUCGACCUCGGACGGAACUAGCCAGUGCGAGCCAAGGUCACAACGCACUCAAGAUCCGGUGGCGUGGCGGAGAGCCGGACGAGUUCCCGUACGUGUGGCUCCGCGACAACUGCCUGUGCUCCGACUGUUUCCACCGGAGCGCCUCGAGCCGCCUGCUGAGGGUGGCGGACCUCUCGAUGAACGUCCGCCCGAGGGAGGUGCAGGUAUCAGAUGACGGGGAUUUUCUUAAAGUUGUGUGGGAAAACGGACACGAAAGUACAUACGAAGCUGAUUGGCUGAACGAACGAGCCUUUAACACGCGCCAGCAAAGUGUUUACAAUAAUACGUACAGACUUCGCCCAGAGCUUUGGGACUCGAACAUGUCCCAGAGGAUCCCUAGGGCCUCCUUCGACGAACUCAUGGAGGACGACGCCGCAGUCCUGAAGCUCCUGGAGAACAUGGAGGUCCUCGGGUUCACGGUGGUGUCCGGCGCCCGACAGGAGGAGGGGGAGCUGCAGCGCUUGAGCGAGAGGGUGUCGUACCUCGUUGCUUCGAACUAUGGGACGACCUUUAUUGUUAAGGAUAAACGUGAUGCGAGCAAUGUUGCUUAUACUAGCCACGGACUUGACUUGCACUGUGACUUGGUCUGUCUACACUACAAGCCUUGUGUCCAGCUCCUGCAUUGCAUCACCCAGUUCUCGGGCGACGGCGGAGACUCCAUCCUGGCCGACAGUCACCGGGUCGCCGUCCAGAUGAAGGAACUUUACCCGCAGAAGUUCCGGUUUCUAACUGACAUCCUCGUGAACUUCCGCGACGUCGGUAUUGACGAAGGGUUCCAGUUCGACAUCAUAGCAAGAAGGCCCAUGAUCAGCGUGAGACCCGACGGAGAGAUCAAGACGGUAAACAUGAGUACCUUUGGUCGCGACUCCCACUUCGGCGUUUCUCCGGAAGAGGCGGUCAGCUGGUACGACGCCUACCUCACCUUCUGCGAUCUCCUGUACCGCCCCGAAAACUACAUCACUUUCAAGUUGGAGGCCGGCGAUAUCCUCAUCAUGGACAACCUGCGCCUCCUCCACGGCAGAACGGCCUACAAGGACACCGCCGAAGGGGAACGCCGGCUUGAAGGAGGCUUCUGGGACUGGGACAUGAUGAGGUCGCGGCGCCGUGGCCUCCAGAUGAAACUUGCGGGCUCUUCGUAGGCAAAUCUGGCGGUCGCGUUUGGAAAAAAAAAGCGGCGGUUUUGGUCUGGAGAGAAUUUUUUAUUAUUAUUUAUAGGCGGGGGUAUCAUUAAGGCUGCAGGAAUUAAUGUAGAGGAAAAAAAGAGGAUAUAUGUAAUUUGUAUCCAGGAAAGGUGUAACUAGUAACUCACUCUUGCCUUUCGUUAUAUCUCUUUACAUAAUCAAAAAAAGAAGAAAAGAGUGUAAUGUAGUAAAACUAUCGUGUGUAAGUUCUAAAACUCCCCAACGUACAUAGUCACAAGUAUAAAGUGUCAGAUGAUUAGAUUAAACAAACAAACAAACAAGCAACGGAAAUACAAUGGACAAACGUCUCAUAUGCCGGCAAAUAUAUAUGUAUAGUAAAUAUAUAUAUAUAUAUAUAUAUAUAUAUAUAUAUAUAUCGCUGUGUGGGUCCGGCUUUAGAAUAUAGUCCCACCGUAUCCCCUGCGUGAUCGUAAAAAGCGACUAAAAAGGGGUUGCGACAGGAAGGGCAUCCGGCGUAAAACUUCUUGCCAAAAUCAACAAUGCGCGAAUUAAAGACGCGCUGCGGCGACCCCGAAUAGGGAUGACGCUAAGAAGAAGAAGAAGAAUAUAUAUAUAUAUAUAUAUAUAUAUAUAUAUAUAUAUAUAUAUAUAUAUAUAGGGUGAAGCAAGAGGCUUACUGUUGAAUAAUAAUAGCUAGAAUGGGUUAAGAAGUACAAGUAUUUGCGUAUUACCUUAUAUGCUAACUGAAAAUUGUAUGGCAUUGGGAAAUUAAAUGGAAAGUGUAAUUGUAGAAUUUGGCCAUUACAAGCAAUAACAUGUAACAGGCUACGGGCACCCUUAAAUGCUCUUAGACAAAUGUAUAUUGUAUAUGUUAGGAGUUUUUUUUAUUAUUAUGCUGUAACACUGCCCAGAACCAAAAUAGAAAAUAAGACCAGGUUCAAAGCAAAGCCAUGAGAGUAGAGGCAUGACAAAAUUAAGAGAUGAAUUGAUCUAAUUUCAAUAAGAGACAGAAUACUUGAACACGUACGACUGACGGACUUUUCCUCAGGCACACAAUCUUAGCUAACUGCCAUCGUUAAUCAUUAAUACUUAAUAAUAAUCAUUAUUAUUAAUACUUAAUAAUGAUACAUUAAUGCUAUAAUUAAUACAAUAACCAUCAAUACUUAUAAAUGAAACGCUUUUAUUAUUUGU